Capsicum annuum is the source of this 1788-nucleotide messenger RNA. RefSeq names its product cytochrome P450 76A2. The transcript is spliced from 2 exons. Gene Ontology annotation, molecular function: iron ion binding; oxidoreductase activity, acting on paired donors, with incorporation or reduction of molecular oxygen; heme binding. The record is from RefSeq and is a predicted model, not a curated record. Lineage: Eukaryota; Viridiplantae; Streptophyta; Magnoliopsida; Solanales; Solanaceae. The coding region runs from base 46 to 1569 and encodes 507 amino acids.
CAUUUAUAGCAAACCAAUAAGUCACCAAAAAAAGAACUUAGAGACAUGGAAUGGGAAUUGACUUGUCUGUUUUUUUCUGCAGUCAUCUUGCUACCAGCUUUCAUAUUAUUAUUUUCACAGAAAAAGACUAGUAAAUGUUCCUACAAGUUACCUCCAGGACCACGAGGAUUACCAAUUUUUGGUAACAUGUUUCAACUAGGAGCAGAGCCAUACAAAACUAUGGCCGGUCUAAAGCAGAAAUAUGGCCCUGUUUUGUGGUUAAGACUGGGCACCUCGACCAACAUUAUGGUUGUUCAAACAGCUCAGGCUGCUGCAGAGUUAUUCAAGAACCACGAUGCUUCCUUUGCGGAUCGACCUACGCUCGACGUAACUUUACCACACAAUUACUAUCAAGCGUCUCCUGCUUUAGCUCGAUAUGGUUCGUUUUGGCGCUUUCAGAGACGGAUAUGUACCGUGGAAAUGUUUGUACACAAAAAGAUUAGUGAAACAGUGCCAGUAAGGCGAAAAUGUGUGGAUAAUAUGUUAAAAUGGAUAGAGAAAGCAGCGAAUUCUGCUGAAAAAGGAAGUGGGAUUGAAGUAACACGUUUUGUAUUCCUAGCAUCGUUUAAUAUGCUAGGGAAUAUGAUCCUGUCGAAAGACUUGGCUGAUCCAGAAUCCGAGGAGGCCUCGGAGUUCUUCAAUGCCAUGAACGGAAUCAUGGAAUGGUCAGGUCUUACUAAUGUUUCUGACAUAUUUCCAUUUCUUAGAAAGUUUGAUUUACAAAGUUUGAGGAAAAAAAUGACUCGAGACAUGGGAAAGGCCAUGGAAAUCACGUCUAUAUUUCUCAAGGAACGUGAGGAAGAACGAAAGAAGGGUAUUGCAGAGAAGGGGAAAGAUUUUUUGGACGUGUUGUUUGAAUUUGAGGGUACUGGAAAAGAUGAACCAGCUAAAUUUUCAAAACAUCAGAUCAAAGUAUUAAUAUUGGAAAUGUUUUUAGCCGGUUCAGAGACGACUAGCAGCAGCGUAGAAUGGGCACUAACAGAGCUUUUGCGCCAUCCAGAAGCAAUGGACAAAGUGAAAACAGAGAUAUCAAAAGUAAUAGGACCAAAUAGGAAGUUUGAAGAAAAUGACAUUGACAAUCUCCCUUAUAUGCAAGCAGUAAUCAAAGAAUCACUUCGUUUACAUCCUCCUGCCCCUUUCUUGAUCCCAAGGGAGACAAUUCAAGACACCAAGUUCAUGGGGUACAAUGUACGAAAAGGCACUCGAGUCCUGGUAAACGCCUGGGCGAUUGGAAGAGAUCCUGAAUGUUGGGACGAUCCUAUGAGUUUCAAGCCCGAGAGGUUUCUAGGCUCAAAAGUGGACUUGAAGGGUCAACAUUAUGAGCUAAUUCCAUUUGGUGCUGGACGAAGGAUGUGUGUUGGUUUGCCUUUAGGCCAUCGCAUGAUGCAUUUCUCUCUGGGGUCGUUGCUUCACGAAUUCAACUGGGAGCUUCCUGAUGGAGUCUCUCCUAAAUCUAUUAAUAUGAACGGAAGCAUGGGGCUAACAGCCAGAAAACACGAAUCUUUAAAAGCAAUACCAAAAAAGGCUUGACAACUUCUUAAUGCAUUGUAUCAUGUUAUUUAAAUAAAUUUACAAAAUAACGUUUGGAUAGUUUGUGUCGUUUCCGUUGUUACAUUCAACCGGUAACGACCAUAUCCAAGCAUGCUGUUAUGGUAGUUAAUCUUAUCAGAUUAACAAGUAUUUUGAGUCUGUGCAAUUUUAUUAUGUAUUUUUACAUAUUUUUCUUAUAAGAAGUAUUUAUAGUGCUUA